GCGUAAACUUGGCGUGGCUACGUCAGCGCCUUGAACCCGGGCUUAAGCUCUGUUCCUCUCUUGCUGCCUCGACCACUCGCAAUUGGCAUCACACAUAGAUGGCUGGCCUUCUCUCUACCAUCGUCAGCGGCGCAACGGGCGCUUUCGGCACCGUCACCUCAGGAGCUGCUAGUGUUGGCACAGUCGUCGCAUCCGGAGCACAGUCUGUUGCCACAGGUGUUGCCAGUACGGUGACUUCAGGCGCUGGCAGCGUUGGCACAGUUGUGGCGACGGGCGCCCAAUCCGUCGCUACGGGUGUGGCUAGCACCGUCACUUCGGGCGCAGGCAGUGUGGGAACAGUGAUUGCCACUGGAGCCACAUCCGCAGGUGGUACUGUGACAUCAGCAGUCACUACUUCGGGAGCAGUCGACCUCAUCGGCCACAAUGCUCUCGUGGGCAUCUCUGUGGCCGUACUGGCAGCCAUCGCCGGCGCAGGACUCGCAUUGGCAUAGAACUCCCAGCACACAACCUGAUACCCUCGAAUAACACUCAUACUCACAGUCAUAACUCAUAUGUAUAGCGUUGCAC
This is a messenger RNA of Mixia osmundae IAM 14324, 567 nucleotides long. RefSeq lists its product as uncharacterized. The record is from RefSeq and is a predicted model, not a curated record. Lineage: Eukaryota; Fungi; Basidiomycota; Mixiomycetes; Mixiales; Mixiaceae. The transcript has 3 exons. Bases 99 to 491 code for a protein of 130 amino acids.